AUGACUUCUAUUUUUAAUUUUUUCAAGAGUGGAGGAGCCUAUUCAAAGAGUAGUACUGGAGCAGUGACGAAUAGUAGUAGUGAAUCUUCAUCUUCUUCUGAUACUAGUAAUAAUAAUAGUAAUAGUAAUAAUGGAACUCCUUUGAGUAAUCCUCCGAGUGUUGAUAAUAACAAUGUAAAUAAUGUAUCACCGAAUGUAAACACCACCACCAAUGAGCAAAAAUCCAUGACAAGUCAGAUUGUUGAGGGAAAGAGCAUGAUUUUGUCAAUUCAACCUGGAGAGAGACCACUUUUUGAUUCUGUCGAUUUGGCAGAAUUGAUCAAGUUGAAGGAACAUUUACAAUACAAACCAAGUGUUUUGAAUUUGAUUGCUGUUUAUCAGGCAGAGAUUCAAAAACACGUCGAGUAUGGUGUUAAAAAAUCAAACAAGAAGGUGCAAAACUAUCAGAUUGAGCCAGCUCCAACAAACACAAAAUAUGUCUAUCUCACAUCAUCUGGUUUGCCGGGAGUAUUCUGUACAAAUAAUGAUAUGAUUGAUUAUAGUCACUAUCAAGCUAUUUCGAAAGGAAGAUGUGUUUCUCAUUCUUUCGAUUCACAAGAGUUAUCGAAAAUUGAGGAAGUAUUGAAAAAGCAAACCUCAAUUUCAGAAAAUUCAACAAUUGUAAAUAAGCGAAAUGAAUUGGAAAAUUUAGAAAAGCAAUACACUCGAUUGAUGAAAGAAAAGGAUAAAUUAUUGAUCGAUAGAGCAGCUGUUCUUUCACUUGAGGAAUUGGCCAUAAUUGAAGCAGAGGAAGGUAGCAUCAGAAGAACCAAUGGAGAAGAUAAUGAUGAAUGGGAAAUUGAAAGAAAGAAGAGAAUUAUAGAAAAUGAAAGAAAAUUGAUUGAAAAAAGAUUGGUCGAAGCUAAAAAGCACAAAAAUGUUCGCUUCUACUGCAAGGGAGAAUUAGACUAUCUCACCAAAUGGAAUGACCACUUUGUCAAGACGAACAGUGAGACCACACCAAAAGGCGUAGACCAAUUGCUGAGAUACAAUUUCAGUCCAACCAAUGUCUUUGAUUUAGGUGCAGAAGAGAUUCACUUUAGAUUUUGUGAAUCCCAACUUCAUAGACUUGCCUCCUCUCCAAUGUAUGGCUCUUCUUAUCCAACUGCCAGGGUCGUAAAGGUUGACUACAUUGUCAAUCCGGUUAUUAUGAAGAGAUUUAAUGCAUGUAAGCAGGAAUUGGCUGAAAAGCAUGGCUUUAUGCUUGAAAGUAUGAAGCCAUUGCUCUUAUUCCAUGGUACAUCAGAUGCCAAUAUGGAGAAUAUCUUAAAGACCAAUUUUUUAUUGAACAAAAUUGGAAGUACAACAGAUAUGGGAUAUUAUGGAAAAGGAUUUUACUUUAGUGAAUAUCCUGGAUUAUCAAUGGCCUAUGCCAGAAAUCAAUAUUUAUUAAUUUGUAUGGUUUUGAUUGGUAAGGCUUUCCACAUGAAUCAAGUAGAAACUGGUAGAGCUAUCGAACCUGGCUAUGAUUCACACGUGGCUCCAGAUGGUUGUAGUGAAGUUAUUAUUUUCAAUCCAGACCAAAUCAUUCCUCUUUACAAGAUUGAAUGGGCACAAAAUUAG
Naegleria gruberi is the source of this 1602-nucleotide messenger RNA. RefSeq lists its product as uncharacterized. Gene Ontology annotation, molecular function: NAD+ poly-ADP-ribosyltransferase activity. Lineage: Eukaryota; Heterolobosea; Eutetramitea; Acrasida; Naegleriidae. The record is from RefSeq and is a predicted model, not a curated record. The transcript has 2 exons. The coding region runs from base 1 to 1602 and encodes 533 amino acids.